AUGAACGUGUUUCGCAGCAGCCAGAGUACCAAGGCCGAUACCGCCCCUCUAUUUGCAACCUACCUCCUCCCAAGCCUCAAAAUACCCUUCUUCCGGCGGCGUCAGAGCUCAGCUACCACCACGUCUACCGCGGCCAGUAAUGAUAUCCCCUCACUGAGCAGCUCGCCCUUUUCCGCCGCCUCCCUCGACGAUGACCUCCCGUACUCCCCUACCACAAGCAUCCCAGGCGUCGAGACCCACACCUUCCAUUUAGACGACGACAAACCAUCGUCCCAAGCUCCCCAGCAACAGUCCCGAACCCGUCGCAACUCGGACCGUCCCCGCCUGUCCCGGCCCCUACCCGACGUCCUCCGCUGCAGCACCUGCGGCACAGACGUCGCCUACGGGCUACAGGUCGUCUCCAAGGGCUUCACGGGCCGGCACGGGCGCGCCCUGCUCGUCUCGCCUCCGCUGGCCUCCGCAACCCCGUCCUGCCCCGGCCCACCUUUCGGCGCGGGCUCCCCGGCGAGUGGCACGGCGCCGGCGCCGCCCAACUCCAACUCGUACAGCUCGCUCGCGCGCGACGGCACGAACCUCGUCAACGUCACCGUCGGCACCCCCGAGAAGCGCAGCCUCGUCACCGGCAUGCACGUCGUGGCCGACAUCACCUGCUCGACCUGCGGCGUCAAGAUCGGCUGGAAGUACGUCGACGCCCGGGAGCAGGCGCAGAAGUACAAGGUCGGCAAGUUCAUACUCGAGACCGAGCGGGUCGCCCUGCACCGGAGCUGGGAGGACGCCGCGCCUGGCUCAGGGGGCGAGGAUGGGCCGCCGAGGGGCCAUUUCUACUCCUCUUCCGCGCCCGCAGAAGGGUUGGGUGGCGGGAGGAGGGCGUUCGGGCUCGGUGCGCGGCGCAAGGUGAGUUGUAGCUCGGAGGAGACUGGUGUUGCGGAUGGCGGCCUUGACGAGGAGGAAGACGAGGACGGCAGUGUGGCGCAGAGCGACGGCGAGGUCAUGUUUGACUCGGAGGAUGAGGACGAGUGCGAGGACAUCUUCGCUGGCAUCUGGGAUGCCGCCACGGUUGCACGGCGCCGGGGGUCCAGGGUUUAUGCGAACGCUGGGAAGAGGGGUGGAGGCCGUCGCUAG
This is a messenger RNA of Diaporthe amygdali, 1122 nucleotides long. RefSeq names its product yippee family protein. The transcript has a single exon. The record is from RefSeq and is a predicted model, not a curated record. Lineage: Eukaryota; Fungi; Ascomycota; Sordariomycetes; Diaporthales; Diaporthaceae. The coding region runs from base 1 to 1122 and encodes 373 amino acids.